AUGUUGCACGGGGACGGCAGAGGAAGGGCGUUUCAAGUACCCGAAACGUCCCUGGCACGGGGAUGGUAUGGGGACGGUCGGGGUACGUACCAGGGAUGUGUCACGGUGGCAGGGUAUGAUCAACUAUACAGGGGACGUUUUGGUGCUCGCUGGGGACAUUUCGGGGAUGGCCUUAAGAAAAUCUUGAACAUAUCGAACGAGAGAACGACGAGAAAAUUGUUUGUCGAGACUUUGGCUGAGAACAGUUCUCAACCCCCUCAUCUUGAAAUCGAUAUUGAUGACUAUGUUGGUGGAGAGAACACAAGUGGAAAUUACUCUGCUUUGUACAAUAAUUUAGAGAAAUUAGUGAAUGGUUUGGAAAAAGAAGUAAUAUCCAAGUUAAAUUUCUCAGCAGUUGACCCUCCAAGUUCAGCAAAAGGUGAAGGAUCGAGGUCCAAUCAUCCUGGUGUUACAGUUAAUGAACCAAGAGGCCCUCAAAUCGAUCCUUCAGGGUAUCUCUUGUUUUCUCCUUUGCGAUUUUGGAUUUAA
Molecule: messenger RNA, 528 nt
Organism: Hibiscus syriacus
Lineage: Eukaryota; Viridiplantae; Streptophyta; Magnoliopsida; Malvales; Malvaceae
Product: probable proteasome inhibitor
Exons: 5
Coding region: 1-528 (175 amino acids)
Biological process (GO): proteasome-mediated ubiquitin-dependent protein catabolic process
Molecular function (GO): endopeptidase inhibitor activity; proteasome binding
Source: RefSeq, a predicted model, not a curated record